Molecule: messenger RNA, 732 nt
Organism: Akanthomyces muscarius
Lineage: Eukaryota; Fungi; Ascomycota; Sordariomycetes; Hypocreales; Cordycipitaceae
Exons: 2
Coding region: 1-732 (243 amino acids)
Source: RefSeq, a predicted model, not a curated record
AUGUCCUCUUCUACUCCCCAUCCUGAAAUAAUUUCCAUGGAAUUCUCCACCGGAGGUAGAGACAACUGCUACUACCGAAUCUUGGCAGGACGCCACGUCAAAUACAUCACUGUUGAGCCCGGUGUUCUAGACGCGGAAUCUCUCAUGGACAUGGCAUCGAACUUUGCAAACAUUCUGCCCCCUCUACCAUACUUUGAAAACAACUGGAACCAGGCUCAUAUUCAUCGCGCAACGCCCAAAGACGAACUCAAAGCAACACUCUCGCAAGGAAAGCUGGCAUCCGUCGACACAGUUUGGCACCCUACAAUGAUUGACUUCAUGGCGCUGCGAAAAACAGAGCGUCUCACCUUGCUGGCUGAAGAAACCGUCUGGCAGCGUGAGCCGCAUGCGCCCCAGACUAUCAUUGCAAAAAUGGCCACUUCUUCUGGGAGAUCGCUGCUCGACCAGCGACCGACAGGGCCAGAUGAUGUCGCGGUGUGUCGGGCAGAGCUGGGACGGAUGCACAGCCAUGGGAUACUUCACGGCGACGUGAACCGCUACAACUUCUUGAUUGGUGGAGACGGGGCUGCGACGCUCAUUGACUUUGAGAAGCCCCAGCUGGGGGCGGACAAGGCGGCGCUAGAAAAAGAAAUGGCCGGUCUGGAGUGGGAGCUGAGGGAUGAGAGUGGGCGGGGAGGCGGCUUUAUGGAGGAGGAGGAGCGGGAGGAAAUUGUAGACGCGGAAUAUGAAUAA